AUGGCCAGCCCUGGCACCAAGGCGUCGUGGCUCUCGCAGCCGAGCGUGAAGAGCGUGCUGGUGUAUCGCAACGGGGACCCUUUCUUCCCGGGGCGCCGCAUUGUCAUCCACGAGAAGAAAGUGUCCAACUUUGAUGUGUUCCUGAAAGAGGUGACGGGCGGGGUGCAGGCGCCCUUUGGAGCGGUGCGAAACAUCUAUACCCCCCGGGGUGGGCAUCGUGUCCGGCAGCUGGACGAGCUCCAGAGCGGGGAGCAGUACGUGGCUGGUGGCAGGGAGGCCUUCAAGAAGCUCAACUAUUUGGACAUUGGAGAAACAAAGAAAAAACCUGCUGAAGUCAAUAAUGAGCAGUCAGCACUGGAAGAUGUCAAGCCAGUUACUCACAGUAGGAUCACUGUGUCAGCACGGUUUCGAAAGCCUCUCCAGGAGCCCUACACUAUUUUCCUGAUUGCUAAUGGAGACCUUAUUAGCCCUGCAGUGCGCCUCCUCAUUCCCAGGAAAACACUGAAUCACUGGGACCAUAUUCUUGAAAUGGUGACAGGAAAAGUUACCCUCAGAAGUGGAGCUGUUCACAGACUCUACACUGUAGAUGGAAAACUUGUUCAGAAUGGUUCAGACUUGGAGAAUGGGCAAAUUUAUGUUGCAGUGGGUAGAGAAAAGUUUAAGAAAUUGCCAUAUGGUGAUCUGCUGUCCAAAGCUACAAUGAGAAGGCCACAGGGUUCCAAAACCUCUGUACUACCUCCAAGUGUGGGAUCUCGAAAGUCUAAAGGCAGUGGAAAUGAUGGGCAGUCUAAGUCUACAAUUGGAUCUGGUGACCAGGGAGAACACAGUUCCUCGCCUCAGCUUCCCAAAAGAAAAGACAAAAAAAGCCAGAAUCCAGAGAGUUCUGUGUCCAGACGGCACUUUUCUAACCACUCUACAAAAGUAAAACAGACAGUAAAAGCUUCCCCAGGAAUCCUUCAGGAUAAUGGUGAAGAUAUUUACAAAGCCAGAGAAGAGGGGUCUGAAAUGUGGGGGGCAGUUGAAGUGCAAGAAGAUGAAGAUACUCUUGUGGAAGUUCCACUGGACCAGAGACCAGCAGAAACUGUAGAUGAAGAAGAAAAUGUAGAAGAGGAAGAUGACAGGGGAGAGGAGGCAUAUAAAGGAGAAUAUCCAGAAGUGAAUGGAGAGGAAAGUGGGAAAACUGUUAAAGAAAGAAUUGAAGUGGAAAAAAAUGAAAAAAAAUUAAAUGAAAAUUAUGAAGAUGAAGCAGGAGAAACAGAGAAUGUUGACCAAGCAGAGGAAAAGGAACUUAUCCAUUUAAAUGGCAAAAACAAUGAAGGAAAUGGUGAGGGAAUGGAGCAUUUGAACUACCAAGGUGAUCUUCAGCCUGAAGAAGAAAUAAAAGAGGAUUCUGGCAGUCAGAACCAGGUUGGUCCUGGUCUUGAAAAAGCAUCCACAAGUCCAAGGGUGACAAUCACCAGCCCACAAGAAAGUGAAAAGAACGACCAGAGCAAUGACUAUGCUGCAGUUGCAUAAAGAAGAAAAACGUCAUGAGCAGAAAAUGAAAAAGGAAAACACUUUAAAUAUAAAGCAUGUAAUUUUUUGUGAUUGCUAAGGAAGGAAGGUUGAGUAAUGAAUGGAGAGAUGAUGAUGCUCUAUGGACUGAUGAAAAACAAGCAUUUAUAUCUACUAGAAGAACAUAGAAUUAUUUUUACAGGGUGAGAUUUUCUGAUAGGAUUAAAGUGGGGGGGAAAUACAAGAGAACUUUAUAGUAGUAUUAGAAAUAAAUGAACUAUUCUGUGGUAUCAGAUAGUUAGCAGCAAUAGAACAACCACAAAAAUUACACUCUUCCAGGGAAAGGAAAAGAGACACACCCAAAUUCAAUGUCAAAACUUCUUUGUCAAUUUGUUCAUGAAAAGAAACUAUUUUUCACCUUUUAACUAGGACAUGUGUAGUUUUUCCUCUAAAAUUCCACAUGAUAGGUAUAAUUUCCAGGUAUAACAUUAGGACAUAACUAGAAUAUGUUCCUCACCUAAUGGAUUUAUGCUCACAGAAAAUGGUUUACUAUAAUGAGGGACCAGUUCAAUGUUAGUAAAUAGUCUAUUUUCAGUGCAUUAAAUAGAAUUAUUAGGUUUUGCAUGCAUAAGCAGCACUUAUUUAGCACUAUGAAUACAUGUGGACAGCUUGCAAUACUGCAGCUUGUUUCCAUUUAGAAGAGAAAAUUUUGUUGAUUGUCCUGCACUGAUUCACUAAUAGUGAAUUAUUGUCAUCAUGAACAAAAAAGCAAAGGAAGAGUACAUAGUAUAUUAGUUUAAAAUUUUGAAUUUGGAUGGAUUUGUAAUUCAGUGAAAGGGAAGCUUACUUUAUUAAUGAGAUAAAAAAAAAAAACCACACAUGCCUGGAUUCGGACUGAAAUUUCCAUGAAACCAUUGCUGUUGUUGGAGCCAUUUUAAUA
This is a messenger RNA of Agelaius phoeniceus (red-winged blackbird), 2434 nucleotides long. NCBI's taxonomy places the organism in Eukaryota, Metazoa, Chordata, Aves, Passeriformes, Icteridae. The record is from RefSeq and is a predicted model, not a curated record.